This is a messenger RNA of Haemonchus placei, 1152 nucleotides long. Lineage: Eukaryota; Metazoa; Nematoda; Chromadorea; Rhabditida; Trichostrongylidae. The record is from the annotation of a GenBank genome assembly.
AUGCAAAAGGAGUGGGUCGAUCUGUUAGUCUAUGGAGAUCGGCGGAGCAUUUGGAAGGUUGUAAGAUGUCGUGCAUCGUUGCCAGCGGUUCUUGCGGAUAUGAAAAAGGAGGAAUGCAGGGAUAAAUUCAUACGUACGUUGGAGGCUCCUCUGAAUUGGACUCCCUCAAUAGGAGUAGAUGUGGACAAGAUCAAAAAUGAUGUAACAAGUCGAGUCAAAGAAACUCAAGAUUUAACGGAAGCUAGAGAGCAGUUAGAAAGAAAACUGCAACAGGAGAUGUAUCCUGAUGAUCCGCUUUCACUCACUCUCACCAUGGAAUCUAACAGAAAUGAGGAUUUUCUCAACAUAACACCCAGUGAUGGUGAUGAUGUAGAUGUGGGUAACGGUGACGUUGAUGAUGAUGAAGACGACGACGACAGUUACGUUGAUGAGGAUGAUGGUGGCCAUGAUGAUGAUCAUGAUGCUGAUGAUGAUGGCGUAGAUGUCGACGAUGAUGAGGAUGACGAUGAAGACGUUGAUAGUGUUGACGAUGAUGCAUAUAAUAAUGACAGCGGUCAUAGCGAUCGUACCGGUAGUGGAAUGAGGAGAGUUGAAGAAGAGAUACAGUCUAGCGAUCACAGCGAGCAAGCUGAAAGCAGUGACAACGAUGAUAUAGAAGGAAGUGAAGUCGACGUUAACAGAUCAGAGCCUACUGAAGAAUCACUUGAUAGCGAUUACACGGAAAAUAUUUUUGACACCAUGGACAUCCUUGAAAAUCUUUCCCGACAAGUGAUUCGACCACUAGCUGUUCUAGCCUCCUUAGCUGGUAUUGAUGUUGAAGAAGAAGAUCAAGAAGAUAGCCAUGGACAGGAGUUCAACGAAGAAGAACCAGAUGAUAGCGUCAUCAGGAGCGACGCUUUUGGACGCUGUACUAUCUGUUUCGAGGAGGUUCCUUACGAUCCAGUCGGCUGUCUGUACUGCCAACAAUCAAUUGGCUGCAGAAGAUGUGUGAUUCGCUGGUAUGAAGCCUUAGACCAUAGGAAUAAUGCCGAUUUCGAUAUACUAGGAGGUCAUCCGCCAGUGAACCACAAGAAGUGUCCGUUAUGUAGGCACGUGUGGGAGGAACAAGCUGAAGUGACGAGUAUGUUUCUGCUCAAAGAUGACUUCCCAUAA